Messenger RNA from Drosophila navojoa, 665 nucleotides. It is a transcript of the gene Rac2, whose product is annotated as Rac family small GTPase Rac2. Gene Ontology annotation, biological process: small GTPase-mediated signal transduction. Gene Ontology annotation, molecular function: GTPase activity; GTP binding. NCBI's taxonomy places the organism in Eukaryota, Metazoa, Arthropoda, Insecta, Diptera, Drosophilidae. The record is from RefSeq and is a predicted model, not a curated record.
ACCAACAACUGAGACGACGUCAUGCAGGCAAUCAAAUGUGUUGUUGUUGGCGACGGCGCCGUGGGCAAGACCUGCCUGCUGAUCAGCUAUACAACGAACGCCUUCCCCGGCGAAUAUAUACCAACUGUAUUCGAUAACUAUUCAGCGAAUGUGAUGGUCGAUGCGAAGCCGAUUAAUCUCGGUCUAUGGGAUACGGCCGGACAGGAGGAUUACGAUAGGCUGCGACCUUUGUCCUAUCCGCAAACGGAUGUGUUUCUCAUUUGCUUCUCGCUGGUGAAUCCCGCCUCCUUUGAGAACGUGCGCGCCAAAUGGUUUCCCGAGGUGCGUCACCAUUGCAACAAUGUACCAAUUAUACUCGUCGGCACGAAGCUCGAUCUGCGCGACGAUAAGCAGACAAUUGAGAAACUGAAGGAUAAGAAGUUAACGCCAAUCACCUAUCCACAGGGCUUGGCCAUGGCCAAGGAAAUAGCGGCGGUCAAAUAUUUAGAGUGCUCUGCCCUAACGCAAAAGGGUCUGAAAACGGUAUUCGAUGAGGCCAUACGCUCUGUCCUAUGCCCACCCAUACGCAAUACACGCAAACGCAAGUGCCAAAUUCUCUAAAUGGGUUGAGGGAAAAUGGGAGGGGAAACAAAAAAAAAAAAGAAGAAACAGAAAGUGCAGCGAGC